AUGGAGUACCUCCAGGGCCGCGCGCUCACCAACGCGGUUGGUAACCUCGGCCUCACCGGCGAGUACUCCGACGCCCUCCGCACCCUCGGCUACACCCUCGAGGACACCGCGGGCGUCGAGCGCAACAUGGGCCUCGGCAACGGCGGUCUCGGCCGCCUCGCCGCGUGCUUCCUUGACUCCAUCGCGACGCUCGACCUCCCGGCGUGGGGCUACGGCCUCAGGUACAAGUACGGCCUCUUCAAGCAGGCCAUCGAGGACGGGGUCCAGAAGGAGUACGCCGACGACUGGCUCGAGGUUGGCAACCCGUGGGAGAUGAAGCGCGAGACCCAGUACCCGAUCGGCUUCUACGGCGAGGUUGUCGACGGCAAGUGGGUCCCCGGCGCUAACAUCCGCGCCGUCGCUUACGACUCCCCCAUCCCCGGCUACAAGACCAAGAACUGCAUCUCCCUCCGCCUCUGGGACGCCGAGGUGGCGCCCAAGGAGUUCGACCUCGCCUCCUUCAACGCGUGCGACUACGACAAGUCCAUGCGCGAGACCAACCUCGCGAGCCAGCUGUGCGCGGUGCUCUACCCCGGCGACGCCACCCGCGAGGGCAAGGCUCUUCGCCUCUCGCAGCAGUACAUGCUCUGCUCCGCGUCCGUGCAGGACAUCCUCGCCAGGUUCAAGGAGCGCGGUAACACCGACUGGUCCAAGCUCCCGGAGAAGGUUGCCAUCCAGAUGAACGACACCCACCCCACCCUCGCCGCUCCCGAGCUCAUGCGCAUCCUCAUGGACCAGGAGGGCAUGGACUGGGACACCGCGUGGGCGCUCACCACCAAGACUGUCGCGUACACCAACCACACCGUCAUGCCCGAGGCUCUCGAGAAGUGGCCCCUCGAGCUCAUGACCGAGCUCCUCCCCAGGCACGUCGAGAUCAUCAAGCGCAUCGACGAGGAGUUCAUCGCUUCCGUCAAGGCGACCUACCCCAAGGCGACCCCCGAGGAGCUCGAGCGCAAGAUCGGCGCCAUGCGCAUCCUCGAGAACUACAUGACCCCCGCCGAGGAGCUCAAGGCGAAGGCCAAGGCUGCCGCCGCCAAGGCUGCCAAGCUCGAGGCCCUCGCCGCCAAGGCUGCCGCGGGCGAGGAGGUGGCUGUCGAGGACGACGAGGAGUGGAGCGCUCCCGCGCCCAUGGUUCGCAUGGCCAACCUCUGCUGCAUCUCCGGCUUUGCCAUCAACGGCGUCGCCGCGAUCCACUCCGAGAUUGUCCGCACCUUCACCUUCAAGGACUUCGGCGAGCUCUGGCCCGAGAAGUUCCAGAACAAGACCAACGGCGUCACCCCUCGCCGCUGGCUCGCGUUCUGCAACCCCCAGCUCUCCUCCGUCAUCACCGAGGCGAUUGGCACCGACGAGUGGGUCACCGACACCGCGCUCCUCGAGAAGCUCGGCCCCCUCGCUAAGGACCCCGAGCUCCAGAAGAAGUGGCGCGCCGCCAAGCAGGAGCGCAAGGCUCUGUGCGCUAAGAUGGUCGAGGAGACCACCGGCGUGAAGGUGUCCACCGACGCCAUGUUCGACAUCCAGAUCAAGCGCAUCCACGAGUACAAGCGCCAGCUCCUCAACAUCAUGGGCAUCAUUCACAGGUACAACGAGAUGAAGGCCAUGUCCCCGGAGGAGCGCGCCAACGUCACCCCCCGCGUCUGCAUCUUCGGCGGUAAGGCGUACGCCACCUACCUCCAGGCCAAGCGCAUCGUCCGCCUCGUCACCGCCGUCGGUGAGGUUGUCAACAACGACCCCGAGAUUGGCGACCUCCUCAAGGUUGUCUUUGUCCCCGACUACAACGUCUCCCUCGCCGAGACCCUCAUCCCCGCCUCCGAGCUCUCCCAGCACAUCUCCACCGCCGGUACCGAGGCUUCCGGAACCUCCAACAUGAAGUUCCAGAUGAACGGCUGCCUCAUCAUCGGCACCCUCGACGGCGCCAACGUCGAGAUUCGCGAGUGCGUCGGCGAGGACAACUUUUUCCUCUUCGGCAUCGAGGAGCCCGAGGUUGAACCCGCUCGCGCCGAGCGCGCCGCGGGCAAGUUCGAGCCCGAUCCCCGCUUCACCGCCGUCAUGGACACCAUCAAGUCCGGCGUCUUCGGUAAGCCCGGAGAGUUCGACGAGCUCCUCUGGUCGCUCGAGGGCAACGAGGGUUUCGGCCGCGGCGACUACUUCCUCGUCGCCAAGGAUUUCCCCUCGUACAUCGAGUGCCAGGACAAGGUGAGCGCGGCGUACAAGGAUCAGGACGCGUGGACCGAGUCCUCCAUCAUCUCCACCGCCUUCUCCGGCAAGUUCAACUCGGACCGCACCAUCGACCAGUACGCGACCGAGAUCUGGGACAUCAAGCCCCUCCCCGUGCCCUAAGCGGCGCGCGGGCAUUCGGGUAGGCGAUCGGCAAACUUAGGACAAAAUUCUUCUAGAGUUGUGGGCGCGGUUGACGCCGUUUGAGCUCGGACGAUGCUCGUGGCUCCCGCAGGCAACUUGUGCAUAUUUUUUUAACGCAGCGUUAUUUUCAAGCU
Messenger RNA from Micromonas commoda, 2531 nucleotides. It is a transcript of the gene PHO2, whose product is annotated as glycosyltransferase family 35 protein. The record is from RefSeq and is a predicted model, not a curated record. The transcript has a single exon. Lineage: Eukaryota; Viridiplantae; Chlorophyta; Mamiellophyceae; Mamiellales; Mamiellaceae. Gene Ontology annotation, molecular function: glycogen phosphorylase activity; pyridoxal phosphate binding. Gene Ontology annotation, cellular component: cytoplasm. The coding region runs from base 1 to 2376 and encodes 791 amino acids. Gene Ontology annotation, biological process: glycogen catabolic process.